UAUGUUUGUGUGUCUGUGUGUGUGAGACUGGGACCGGUCUGUGGUUAACACCAAUCAGCAGUGGGAAGGUCUGGCCUGACUCCUGUUAUCCUCCUCCUGCAUAAAAAGCAUGCGUUUCGCCGUGGAGCUCCACGGAGCAGAGCGCUGAUCUGCAGCCUGAGAAACAUCUCGUGAUCAAGGACAAGGAACGCGAAGGACGCGGGGGGAAGCAGAGCAACACCGAGCGCUCCUUCUUGGCGUUAUGUUGGGCCACAGAAAGAAAGCGGCCCCUGCGGGGAAGAACGGAGCCGGGACGUCCAGGUUAAAGGCCAUCGAUCCUCUGAGGAACCUCGGAGUCAGUGAGGAUGAAGAUGUGAAGCGGAUGUUGCAGGGCUCAAGUAUGGUCAAGGUCCGCUCACCUCGCUGGCAGAAGCGACGAACUCUAAAGCUGCUGGAAGAUGGAGUCACUGUGUGGUGUCAGUCCCAGAAAACGUCCUCCCGCGCCAAGGAGCAACAGUCAUUCUCUGUCUUGGAGGUGGAGUGCAUUCGGGAGGGUUGCCAGUCAGAGAUGUUGCGGCAGCUGGGUGGCUCGGUACCCGAGGGCCGGGGUUUGACUGUGGUCUUUAAAGGGCCCCGAAAGAGCCUGGAUCUCCUCUGCCAGAGCCAGGAGGAGGCUCAACACUGGGCCCGCGGCAUCCGGAAGCUGCAAGGAAGAGUGGAGAAUAUGAGCCAGAAGGACAAACUCGACCACUGGAUUCAUGCUUACCUGAGUCGGGCUGACCAGGACCACGAUGAUAAGAUGAGCUAUGAAGAAGUCCAGACUCUGCUGCAGAUGAUCAAUGUUGAUCUGAGUGAACAAUAUGCCCGCAGCCUGUUCCAGAAAUGUGACCGGUCAGCUGACAGUCGUCUGGACCACGAGGAGAUUGAAAUUUUCUGCAGGGAGUUGCUACGGAGACCGGAGCUGGACACUGUGUUUCUCCGCUACUCUGCAAAUGACUGUGUACUUUCCACUGUGGACCUGAGGGAUUUCUUGAAGGACCAGGGGGAGGAUGCUUCACUCCUCCAUGCCCAAAGCCUCAUACUCACAUAUGAACUUAAUGAAUGGGCUCAGAAGAACCAGUUCAUGACCCCCAAUGGUUUCACCAUGUACAUGCUCUCUAAGGAGAACUGUGUCUUAAACCCGGAACAUGCAAGGGUUUACCAAGACAUGACACACCCACUGGCGCACUACUUCAUCUCCUCCUCCCACAACACAUACCUCACCAAGGACCAGCUGACUGGGGACAGCAGCAUAGAGCCAUACAUACGAGCUCUGAAUCACGGUUGCCGCUGCGUGGAGCUGGACUGCUGGGAUGGAGAUAAAGGAGAGCCGGUCAUCUACCACGGACACACAUUCACCUCCAAGAUACCGUUUGUCAAUGUCAUUGAGGUUAUCAAAGAGUACGCUUUUAAAGCAUCUCCUUACCCUCUGAUCCUGUCCCUGGAGAACCACUGCUCCGUGGAGCAGCAGACAGUCAUGGCUCAACAACUGCGAUCCAUCCUGGGAGACAAGCUCCUCACCAAGCCUCUCGGAGGUCUGGAUCCUCACAGUCUGCCCUCUCCAGAGGAUCUCAAAGGGAAAAUCCUUGUGAAGGGAAAGAAGGAACACGGGGCGGUGGAGGGUUCAUCCAGCACUUCAGACCUCAGCUCCUCGGAUGAGGAGGCCAGCAGGACCUCCAAAAAAGGGGACCAGAAGCCAAGUGUGUCUAAGCUGAGUCCCGAGCUGUCAGAGCUGGUUGUAUACACCUGCAGCGUUUCCUUUAAAAGCUUUGAACACGCUGCAAGAAACCCAGCAACUGAACUGUCCUCCGUCUCUGAGAGUGACGCUACCAGACACAUUAAGGACUCAGGGAUGUAUUUUGUGCGUCACAACAGUCAUCAGCUCAGCAGGAUCUACCCCUCAGGUCAGCGCCUCCAGUCGUCCAACUACAACCCUCAGGAGAUGUGGAAUGCAGGCUGUCAGAUUGUUGCUCUGAACUUCCAGACGCCUGGUGAGCAGAUGGACCUAAACCAAGGGCGGUUCCUGCAAAACGGUCAGUGUGGGUACACACUGAAACCUCCCUUCAUGUGCCAGCCCGGCACCACCUUCAACCCAGAGAAUGUGGGUGGAGGUCCUGGCCACAGACCUGUGCUGUUCACUGUCCGGAUUAUUUCAGCUCAGCAGCUUCCCAAGCCGGAGUGGGACAAGCCCAGCUCCAUUGUGGACCCUCAGGUGUGGGUGGAGAUUCAUGGAGCUCCCAUCGACAACAAUAAGAAGAAGACUCCUCAUAUUGACAACAAUGGCUUUAAUCCGCAGUGGGACUGUACAUUUAACUUCACCGUCCAUGCCCCUGACCUGGCCCUGGUUCGCUUCAUGGUGGAAGACCACGACUACACGUCCAGCAACGACUUCCUGGGGCAAUACACCCUGCCUUUCACCAGUCUCCGCACAGGCUAUCGCCACGUCCGACUGCUCAAGGUGGACGGCUCCACCCUUUCACCUGCAUCGCUCUUUGUCCACAUCACGGUCGGCCCCUGUGAGAGCAGUCCCAGCAAAUCAUCAACCAAAUCGCCGGCCAGGUCACCGACCAAGUCUUCAGCCAAGGGACCCUAGUCCCCUCCCAAGAAGCAUGGACAAGGGAAGAGCUCAGAUCACAUCUUCCUGGAUCCGGGCGAUAAAAGAUCUGGCCCCAAACUCAUCAAACUGGUUAUAAAGUAUGUAGCUGUAUCCACAACCUGUACUGUUGGUGAGAGGUUUCUGACCAGUAUUUUUGAAUUUGUAGCGAGGAAGGUAAAGGCCAUUCGUACUGUUCGAUGAAUACACUGAUCGUGGUGCUGAGUUUUCUGAUCAGGUCCCUGAUCUGACUAAAGGAAGACUAAGACCCCAAAAGAUAAAGUUUAGAAACAAUCAGGGAGAGAAGUAACAUCACUGAUGAACCAAAUGUCAGUUUUGAGUGUUGAGUGAGUUGACUGCACCUCAAGCCUCAUUCCUUUAUACAGAAUCUACCACUCACGGUGAUGUGGUGGAUAGUUGCUCUGUAAUUCCUCAUUUGAUCAGGGUUUGAUUCUUAGAGCAGGACAAGCCAUUAAAACAGCCUGCAUGAGUCAAGAGAAUCUAUAUGAGACCAACUCCAAAGUGUGGUGCCAGAUUUAGUCUUGAAAACAAGUUUCUGACCCUUUUUAUUUAUUUUAUAUUUAUCUUAUUUUAGAGUCGGUUUUUAUUUGAAAAGAAAAGCCUGCUGGUAUGUGAUUUGAAGAUUACUCUGAGAGUAUAGACUUUAUUUAUGUUAUGUGAAGCAGCCGUCCUCUAUGAAGUGUGACAUAAUCAAGUCCCUCACAUGUGAUACAUUCACUUGAAGAGCAGAUGGUCACUGUAAUCAUUUUUAUUUUUUUUAUUUUCGGAAAUCAAUCCAACUUCAUUUCAUGCAGCAACUGACCCUUAGUGCUGCAGGGAGACAGUACAGACGGGGUUCUCUCCGAACAUUUGAAAUUUUCAGUCAAACUGAUUUUACUCUUACUUCGGAUGGAAUUUAAAUCGCAGGGAUAUAUCUCUCUUUCUUCUCUGUUACUAUCUUGUCCUCAUUGUCCAAACUGACGUUCAGAAGGACUCAUGGUGAACCUUUAGGAUACGAGUGAAAACUCAGGGAAAAGCUCUUGAGAAACUUUUUCCACAGAACCCAAAGUGUUCAGAAAGUCCUGAAUCUCUAUCGCAUGUAUUAAGAAAAAGAAAAUGUCCUUUUAACUUCAUCAUAGAGAUUUUCAAGUUUGAAUGCAGCUCUCGGCAUGAAUUGUAAUUCUAAUCUAAUUGGGCAAUGUCCCCAAUACCUCUGUACAUAUCCAAAGCAAUAUGCAAAAUUUAAAAUAUUCUAUUUUAAAAUAGUUUAGAUCUUUGUUUAAAAAAGAACAGUAGCUCUUGUUGCUGCUUGUCCAAGACGUGCAAAUGAUCCCAUCCAGCUCUUUUAUAAUGUAGCCUAGUGCAUGUUCAAUGCUUAACAGGCUUUAGUUUUUAUAUGAUAGAAUUAGCUCAGUUAUGCCAUAGCAAGGCAUAGAUACAGCUGCUUCCUUAUUGUUAGCUUUUUAGACCUAUGCAGACAUGCUCUAUAGUUAAAAGGAGCUUACCUUGUUGUGUAUUGCUUUGCCAUUGUUUACUUAGUGUUCAGAUACAUGUAUGUUGUGUGUCUCCAGAGUCAACCUGACUGAUGAUCCUUUUUUUGACAGUAUAUCAUUAGAAACACGCUGCUGCUCGCUGCUUUCAUUUUGGACGAUAGACUGUUUUCUCUCUGUUGAGUGCAGAACACACAAACUGCAGCAAUUAUAUACUGUCAGUGUUUGAGCUGACUCCUCACCACAUUUCUUUGUUAGACAUCACUCUGUGAAGGUAUCCAUCGUAGAUUAUUGUGCUAAAGAAAAACCUUUAUACAGUGUUUUUAUUAAAAAAGGAAAUUGUAGGAUUUGUUUACGAACAUUCAUAUUGUUUAUUUACAUAUAACAAGGAGUACUAUAAAUAAUGUCAUGAUGUCUGUACGUCAUAACGAAUCCUUUGACUUGAAGCAGGUUUUCAAUCAGCAUUGGGUGCAUGGAGAGGAACAGUGCCGACUCGGACCUGGUUUCAACAUCUGUCCUGAGAACGUGUCAAACAUCUGUUCACACCUGGCAUAAGAAUCAAGACUGUUUUUUUUUUUAGCCUGAGGGACGAUAGCCAGCAAGCGAGUAACAAAAAAGUCCUUUAGCAGUUGUCAGUCAGUGCACAUUCAUGCGUUUUGGGGGGGUAUGCAUAUUUUCAAAGUGUAGUCUGCACUUGCUAGUUUUUCAAGGAUUACCAACCGUAGCUUUAAGUGCAAACCCCCAACAUCCCAUACACAUGGAUAAGUCUUCAGCCAAACCUCUAAAAUUAUGAAGGUGAGCUUGCCUGCUCUACAUUCAAAUAAACACGUGCGUCCUUUUUACAUUUCAUUUAGCUGACGCUUUUAUCCAAAGCGACUUCCUUUCUUUCUUACCUUUCUGUCCACAAAGACCAAAUAAUGUUGUUUUUAACCAGUUUUAAGUCUGACUGCGGCCUAUGGGUCUGUGUGUUUGUAUGUGAGAGAGAAAGCCGGGCCAGGGGGGGCUGAGGGAAUCAAUGUGCUUUGUGCAGCUCCGCAAUGACAACAGAUUUUACUUGUUUUUACUAAAGAUAUAUUGUGACAGUGGCCACAAAGAGAUCAAUAAUUUAAAUCAGGAAGUUGUGUUUUAUUGUGUUGAAAUUGGAAUCAGAAGAUACUGCCAGUAUGUAAACAACCAAAUCUGUUUGUGUCAAUAUUGCAGUUACUCACUUAUGUGUAUGAAGAACUGAAAGUGAAAGAUAAACACUGGAUACGAGAUCAUAUUUUGACCUUGUUCUUGUUUUUUCUUGUAACUGUUUGUGUUUGUGUUGCACCAGCUGUUUGCUAAUAAUUCUGAUAUUAUUUAUGUAGCCAGGUAAUAAAUGUAUUCACAGUGAUAGAAUAGAAAUGUAACAUGAUCGGACUGAAGAACCUCAUGAUAUCAGAUCAACUCCGGGUUUUAACUAAAUUAAGUGUUUAUUACUGAAAUGUAUUUUACAGUGAAAAUAAAAGUGAAGGUCCAGCA
This is a messenger RNA of Pleuronectes platessa (European plaice), 5604 nucleotides long. Its product is annotated as 1-phosphatidylinositol 4,5-bisphosphate phosphodiesterase delta-3-A. Bases 242 to 2611 code for a protein of 789 amino acids. Gene Ontology annotation, molecular function: phosphatidylinositol-4,5-bisphosphate phospholipase C activity; calcium ion binding. The record is from RefSeq and is a predicted model, not a curated record. The transcript has 16 exons. Gene Ontology annotation, biological process: intracellular signal transduction; lipid metabolic process. Lineage: Eukaryota; Metazoa; Chordata; Actinopteri; Pleuronectiformes; Pleuronectidae.